AUGGCAGGGGUGAGAGUGGCCAGUGACAAGGGCGUGAUGGCACUGGUGGUUGCUGUGCUCGUUAUGUGCGGCGGCGGGUCGGUUGUCACACCGGCAGCGGCGGCGACCUUGGUGCCGGCGGUGUACGUGUUCGGCGACUCGACCGUGGACGUCGGUAACAACCAGUACCUGCCGGGGAACGUGCUGUACCCGCUGCCGCUCCCCUACGGCAUGGACUUGCCGCAGGAGCUAAGGCCCACCGGGAGGGCCAGCAAUGGCUACAACGUCGCCGACGCCAUCUCGAGGCUGAUGGGUUUCAACAUGAGUCCGCCGGCGUACCUGUCGCUGCCGCCAGAAAUGAACGACCAGAUCCUCAGUGGCUUCGGUGGGGUCAACUACGGUUCCGGCGACUCCGGCAUUCUCAACAAAACCGGGUUGAACAAGAGCAUGCCACUGGCCCAGCAGGUGGGGUUCUUCGCGGCCACCAAGUCAAAGAUGAUUGAGCACGCCGGCGACCAGGGCACCGUAGACGAAAUCGAGAGGCGGGUGUCCGAGUCCCUCUUCUUCAUCAGCUCCGGCGGCAACGACAUGUUCGAAUUCCUCAAGUCGCCUGUGCUGCUUUUCUACAUCCAGCUCGCCACCAACUACAGGAAACACCUCAACACUCUCUACGACCACGGCGCCCGCCGCUUUGGGAUCGUCAACGUGCCGCCCAUCGGCUGCGUCCCGGCGUUGCGCAACAGGUCGGACACCGGCGCGUGCAUGGAGUUCGCCAACAACCUCUCCAGGAAUUUCAACGACAACUGGCUGAGCGUGGUGAUGAAGAACUUCGCAGCCGACCCCGAGCGGCCCGGGAUUACCUACUCCGUGGGGAACUCCUACAAUAUGAUCACCAACUUCACGGCGGACCCCGAGGCCGCCGGGUUCAGCGAAGUGGCCAGCGCGUGCUGCGGCGAUGGAAGGCUGGGCGUGAAUCCAUGGUGCCACCCCGGCGGCGCCGUCUGCAACAACCGUACCGACCAUCUGUACUGGGACUUGGCGCACAGUACUGACGCCGCCGCCCACAAGGGCGCCGCCCUCAUCUUCGACGCCCCGGUGGACUGGGGAUUCGCCGCGCCCAUCAACUUCAGGCAGCUCGUUUCGGAUGGAUUUAGCAGCAUCUAAUUUAAAUCAUGCAUGGUUUCCCUUCAUUGAAAGGUAGUCAAGCUCGUCGCCAUCCUAGUUUAUUUCGUAAGUUUAUGAGUCUGUUGGCACGACAGUUUUUUUUACUGAAUCUGUGCUUGCCCUGUUACCAUUUUGUGUUUGAAUAAACUGAACCUGACACGUGCAUUGUUCACGUGGAGGUGCGUCUAGUUUCAGACCGGGUG
Molecule: messenger RNA, 1346 nt
Organism: Lolium rigidum
Lineage: Eukaryota; Viridiplantae; Streptophyta; Magnoliopsida; Poales; Poaceae
Product: GDSL esterase/lipase At5g55050-like
Exons: 3
Coding region: 1-1143 (380 amino acids)
Molecular function (GO): hydrolase activity, acting on ester bonds
Source: RefSeq, a predicted model, not a curated record